AUGACUUCUCACUUCAUCGACCGCUUCGCCAAACGCGCAGCGCACCUCGAGCCGUCCACCUCCUCCUCUCGCUCUUCUCAUCAGUCGGCAGCCCCACGUCCAGCUGGUGGGCUCGACAAGCGCGCAGAGGUCGAGCGGGCAGAGCUCAGCGGUGUACGGGAGGAAGGCUGCACGUUCUGUAAUAUCGUCGCGCGAGAGGAGCCCGCUUUCACGGCGUACGAGGAUGAACAUGUCAUGGCAUUCUUGGAUAUUCUGCCGAUUCGCCCUGGCCACCUCCUGCUCAUUCCGAAACGGCAUCACCAGCGAGUAACGGACCUGCCAGACGACCUAGGAGCGCAUCUGGGACGGGUCAUGCCCCGACUGACGCGAGCGCUGUGUCGAGCGACUGGACAGCCGGACUUCAACGUUGUCUCGAACCAAGGCUAUGCCCAGGUUGUCCCGCACCUACACUUCCACUUCGUGCCAGCCCCCUUCCCCUCCGCUUCCAGCUCCUCGCAGCCAAAAGCUCGACACAUGUGGAUCGGCCGCGACGAGCUCACGGACGAAAAAGGUGAGGAGAUGGUGCGCAAGAUCCGUGUCGAAGUCGAGCGGGAGUUUGAGGGCUUUGAGCGACGGAGCAUGAGUCCAGGCGGGAAGCUGUAG
Rhodotorula toruloides NP11 is the source of this 642-nucleotide messenger RNA. RefSeq names its product histidine triad nucleotide binding protein. Bases 1 to 642 code for a protein of 213 amino acids. Lineage: Eukaryota; Fungi; Basidiomycota; Microbotryomycetes; Sporidiobolales; Sporidiobolaceae. Gene Ontology annotation, molecular function: catalytic activity. The record is from RefSeq and is a predicted model, not a curated record. Gene Ontology annotation, biological process: nucleotide metabolic process. The transcript has 6 exons.